Messenger RNA from Lactuca sativa (garden lettuce), 1797 nucleotides. RefSeq names its product B3 domain-containing protein Os01g0234100. Gene Ontology annotation, molecular function: DNA binding. The record is from RefSeq and is a predicted model, not a curated record. Lineage: Eukaryota; Viridiplantae; Streptophyta; Magnoliopsida; Asterales; Asteraceae.
CGACAAAAAAAUAGUCUUUGUUGGGUAAAGAAAAGUGUAAAAGCUUCAAGAGAGUGUUCUUCCACCGCGGACCUGUUGAUGAUUCUUCGUCCUCUCCGAACGAUGUCAGAUUCUCCGACGAGUGAUGAAGGAAGUUCCGAUCUUCAACUCGCAAAUAAUGAACUGAAAACCCCCAAUUCAUUAGAUGCUCUUGUGACUAUCGCUCAACUACCACCAUCGUUACCCUUUCCUUUUGCUCCUAUCACACCAUUAACUAAAUUAUCGGGUAAACGAAAGAGGUUGAAGACCUCGAGAUAUGAUUUUCCUUCAAACAAUGCAGAGAAGAAACGUUCAUCUUCAAAACAUAAGGCGAAGCAUGAUCCAUCGGAUACUCCAGCCCAAAUCUCACCAACUAUGAUUCGAGCAGGGGAGCUUCAAUCAAGCCUUGGAUCUGAUCAUCCUAGCUUUAAAAAAAUCAUGCUCAAAUCACAUGUUGUUAGUUGUUUUUGGAUGGGUCUUCCAGUGCCUUUCUGCAGAUCAUUUCUACCAAAACAAGAAACUUUAAUGGUGAUUGAAGAUGAAAAUGGACAACAAUAUAAGCUUAAAUAUAUUGCUCAUAAGACUGGACUUAGUGCAGGAUGGAGGAACUUUGCAAUUGCACAUAAAUUGCUUGAAGGAGAUGUUUUGGUUUUCCAGUUAGUUGAAUCCAACAAAUUUAAGGUUUAUAUUGUAAGGGCGAAUGAAUCAAAACAAGUUGAUGAUGCUCAUAACCUUUUAAACCACAAUACAAAUAAAAAUCACAAGACUCAAGCAAAAUUGGUCAACAAAAGAUCUGAGCCCCCUACGCUGGCUUCUGAGUUGAAUGUCAACUCAAAAGCUGAAGGGGGUCCACAUAAACCAGAUCUUCCAUCAAAGAAAGUCAAAUCAAGAUUGGUCUACAAAAGAUCUGAACCCCCUACACAGUCUUCUGAGUUGAAUGUCAACUCAGAUUCUGAAGGGGGUCCACACCAACCAGAUGUUCCAGUAAAGAAUGUCAAAUCAAAAUUGGUCUAUAAAAGAUCUGAACCCCCUACACAUCUUUCUGAGUUGACAUCUCUUGUCAACUCAGAAGCUAAAGGGGGUCCACAUCAACAAGCUCUUUCGUCAAAAAAAGUCAAAACCUUCAAAGACUUUCGCAUUACGGUCAACAAACAAUGCAUUGACUCGGAACUGUCAGAAGAAAUCCGAAUGAGUUACUAUAAAUUAUGUAACGCGAAAAAAGAACUGCUUCACGAUAACCUUCCGGAAGGUUUGUAUUAUAAGUUGGUGGCGGGGAUGAUUGGUGAAACUGUAAAUAUCGCGAACGCGAUCAAGAACUGCAAGCACACCACAACUAAGGAGGAAUUCGACGCGUGGGAUAGUUCCUUGAAGUCUUUUGAACUUAUGGGAAUGAAAGUAGGGUUUUUACGCGAUAGGAUACAUAUGCUUGAAAAAGCCGUGUUUGAUUCCGAAAAUGUGAAAAAAUACAUGGAGGCUAUUGAGGAACGAAACCGAAAUGGAAUCACAAUGAAGAUUUUGGAGGCGAAGAUUGCGGAUUUGAAAGAAAGUAAUAGGAAGAUUGAUGCUAUUUUAGGUAGUUUGAAAGAGAAAGUGGAGGGGAAUGAGGUUGUGUUUCAAGAAAAGGUUAAUGAACCAUGGUAGGAAAUUAGGAAUGUCUUAACUCUUAAGGUGAUUUUUUUUGACUUUGUAGAUAGUUGAAUUUAAGGCUUGUAUGUUGAUGGUGUGUAAUGUUAUUUUAUGUAGUUGACUAAAUUAGGGUAAAUUUUUAUUUUUCUAGUA